AAUUGUGUGUUGCUUGCUUAUGAAGUCUAAUGCAAUCAUAAAUUGCGUCCUCCGGCCAAUCAGCGCGCCGGGGGGAUGCGGCAUGAAAGCGACCCAUGUGGAGAACUUUGUUGAGCCCCAUUGUUGGUGCUGUCAGCCCUGAGCGGAGGGCCGGGCGGGGGCAGGCCGCUAUAAAACUCCUCUCCCCAGAGUGAGGAAACCAGAGGAGUUCAGCAGCCAUUCACACUGAUUCUCUCCCAGCUACCACAAGGAGUAUCUCACAUUUCACACUCUUGUUUUGUUGUUGUUUUUUUUUUUUUCCUCCAAUCCGGGACCAUGAUGAUCCCAAGUGUCCUCGCGCCUCCAGCCCUGUACCCGGGGCUGUACCGGCCCGCCGCCUCGCUGCCGCUCCACCAGACCCUGCCGUCCGUCUUCCCGACGCACUCCAGCUUUCUAGUGGAGGACCUGCUGCGGAUAAGCCACCCCGCCGCCUUCGUUAACCGGACUGCCGCUUCGUCGAGCGCCUCCCCGCAAACGGCCACCGCCACCGUGUCCUUCAGCGGCGUGCCGGAGCGCGCGAUGACGCGCGAGUCGUGCUCGCCGAAGACGUCGGUGGCGAGCAGCAAGGACCCAACUUUUCUCAAGUUUGGAGUGAGCGCCAUCCUCGCACCUUCACCAAAGACCGCGUCCUUAACCCCCGCGAUCCACAGCCUGCACUCCAAGACCUUCCCCUUCCCCUGCUUUGACGGUACCUUUCACCCCAUAUUCAGGACGCCUUAUUUACCAGCAUCCUCAUCAGUCGUUCCCAUCCCCGGGACGUUUUCGUGGCCCCUGGCCGCCAGAGGGAAACCCCGCAGAGGGAUGCUGAGGAGGGCGGUGUUCUCCGACGUGCAGCGCAAAGCCUUGGAGAAAAUGUUCCAGAAGCAGAAAUACAUCAGCAAGCCCGACAGGAAGAAACUGGCCUCCAAACUGGGCCUCAAGGACUCACAGGUGAAAAUCUGGUUCCAGAACCGGCGGAUGAAGUGGAGGAACUCUAAGGAACGCGAGCUGCUGUCGUCCGGCGGCUGCCGCGAGCAGACGCUGCCCACCAAAGCCAACCCGCACCCGGACCUGAGCGACGUGGGCAAGAAGUCCUCGGCCGACGAAGAGGAGGAUGAGGAGGAGGAGUUCAGAAGAGAGAGGAUGAGGGCGGCAGGCUCCAGCAUCUCCUCUCCAUCUCUUUCCAGCAAGCACUCGGACUUCUCAGAGUCAGACGAAGAAGAAAUAACAGUAUCUUAAUUUAUUUUCUGACAAAAAGCAAAUUAGAGAUAUAACCCGUGUUUUUGUUUUCAUAUGAGACUGUGACCACAUUUGUAAGGAGCUGCCGCCCUGAGACAAAGAAAGAGCCCAUAAAUGUUCAAAAAAACAAACAAAAAGUUUCACUCGAGUGUGUUUCACCAGCGCAUGCGCACUGUACAGGAUCGGCUUCUGAGACACAGUUUGCUGUUUUGCACAGCUUUGUUCAAUUGUACAGUAUUUUGUACAAUUUUGUAUGGAAAUUUUAUGCCAAGAUUAUUGAGUUACUUUCACCUUGAAUAGAGUUGUUUAUUGAAAAAAAAAUGUAGCUAUUUCGUUAAUAAUUUAUAUGGAUGUGUUUAAGUAUGUUGCAUUGUGUGCUGUAUAUAUGUUUAUUUCACACUUUUUGUACAAAUACCAAAUAAAAUUGUAAACAAUUACAA
Molecule: messenger RNA, 1697 nt
Organism: Acanthopagrus latus (yellowfin seabream)
Lineage: Eukaryota; Metazoa; Chordata; Actinopteri; Spariformes; Sparidae
Gene: dbx1a
Product: developing brain homeobox 1a
Exons: 4
Coding region: 316-1257 (313 amino acids)
Biological process (GO): cell differentiation in spinal cord; regulation of transcription by RNA polymerase II
Molecular function (GO): DNA-binding transcription factor activity, RNA polymerase II-specific; DNA binding
Source: RefSeq, a predicted model, not a curated record